ACCCAUAAGUCAAAAAUCUGACACUCAAACUUCAAAGUAAAUAAUAAAAUGACAAUUGAUAUCAGUCUUUAUCUACGGACAGCUCGUCAGCUUAUGACAAAUGUUUAGGUGUGGUAAAAAUCCAAAAUCGUGUGUUAAAGUGAGUGAAAACUGGAGAAUCUUCACUUGUUUGCAAUCAAUGUGGAUCGGUUAAAAUAGAAUGGACAACGAAGGAAGGAAAGUGGUCGUUUGCGAUAAUGGCACCGGCUUUGUCAAGUGCGGCUAUGCAGGCUCCAAUUUUCCUGCUCACAUAUUCCCCUCCAUGGUGGGAAGACCGAUCAUCAGGGCGGUGAAUAAAAUCGGGGACAUCGAAGUCAAGGGUUUACAUGUAGACGAUCUCAUGGUAGGCGAUGAGGCGUCAGCGCUGAGAUCCUUGCUGGAAGUAAACUACCCAAUGGAGAAUGGGGUGGUGCGCAAUUGGGAGGAUAUGUGCCACGUUUGGGACUACACUUUCGGACCCAGGAAGAUGAAUCUGGACCCGAAAAACACCAAGAUUCUACUAACUGAGCCGCCAAUGAACCCCACGAAAAACCGGGAGAAAAUGAUUGAGGUGAUGUUUGAAAAAUAUGGCUUUGCCGGCGCUUACGUUGCCAUUCAAGCCGUGUUAACUCUCUACGCGCAGGGGCUCCUAUCGGGAGUGGUUGUAGACUCAGGGGAUGGCGUCACUCACAUUUGCCCGGUAUAUGAACAGUACGCACUGCCCCAUUUGACCAGACGCUUGGACAUUGCUGGCCGGGACAUAACGCGUUACCUCAUCAAACUGCUCUUGCUCAGGGGCUACGCGUUUAAUCAUUCAGCGGACUUUGAAACUGUUCGAAUGAUGAAAGAGAAGCUGUGCUACAUUGGAUAUGAUAUCGAGACCGAGCAAAGGCUGGCGCUGGAAACGACGGUGCUGGUGGAGCCCUACACGCUUCCGGACGGCCGCGUGAUUAAAGUGGGCGGGGAGCGAUUCGAGGCCCCCGAAGCCCUAUUUCAGCCCCACUUGAUCAACGUGGAAGGGCAGGGCAUUGCCGAGUUGAUCUUCAACACCAUUCAGGCUGCCGAUAUUGAUAUGCGUCCCGAGCUGUACAAGCACAUAGUUCUCUCGGGCGGAUCGACAAUGUAUCCAGGGCUGCCUUCGCGGCUUGAGCGCGAAAUCAAGCAACUCUAUUUGGAAAGAGUGUUGAAAAACGACACCGAUAAAUUGAACAAGUUCAAGAUCCGAAUCGAAGACCCGCCGCGACGAAAAGACAUGGUGUUUAUUGGGGGCGCCGUUCUGGCCGAAGUGAUGAAAGACCGCGAUGAGUUCUGGUUAUCGCGCAAGGAAUACGAAGAGCAGGGCUUGAAGGUGUUGAAGAAACUAGGAAACAGGGCUGGCUAGGUAGAAGCUUAUUUUAUCAUAUCGAUUGUUACUGACCUCCAAACUUCGUGUUUUGUGUUUCUUCGUUCGUGAUUUGCACCGGUUGGAGUCUUUAACUUCAAGGUCUGGCAAUGAUGAGUUUUCUUGAACUGCUGAAUUCUGUUUUUCCUCUGCUGCUAAUUUAUUUCCCGUGGGUUUCAACUUUGCUUGAUUUUCCGUUGUCUCGCUUUCUAAAUUCAGUGCACUAACUUGUGAAUUUGGAUCAGAUUUUCUAUCUUUUGCAUUCGCAGCCUUUUUUGUGGGACUGGUACUUUAUACAAAGAGCGGCGCUUUUUACCCUUUCGGUUGCUUCCUGUUACUGACGUCCAAACUUUGUGUAUUUGUCUGAUUUUCUUCUGUAGCCUCUUUUCCGGCUUUUCCUGUGGCUUUUUUACCGUUCCCAGCGGUUAGCGAUUUUACUGAUUGCUUCUUUACCGAAUCCCCUUUCUUCGUUCGUGAUGUGGACCGGUUGUAGUCUUUAACUUCAAGGUCUGGUAAUGAUGAGUUUAUCUGAUCCAAAGUCACCGCAAGUUAGUGCACUGAAUUCAGACAGCGAGACAACGGAAAAUCAAGCAAAGUCGAAACCCACGGGAAAUAAAUGAGCAGCUAAAGAAAAGCAGAAUUCAGCAGUUCAAGAAAACUCAUCAUUACCAGGCCUUGAAGUUAAAGACUCCAACCGGUCCAAAUCACGAACGAAGAAAGGGGAUUCGGUAAAGAAACAAUCAGUAAAAUCGCUAACCGUUGGUAACGGUAAAAAAGCCACAGCAAAAGCCGCAAAAGGGGCCACAGAAGAAAAUCAGACAAAUACAGAAAGUUUGGACGUCAAUAACAGGAAGCAACCGAAAGCGAGAAAGGGUAAAAAGCGCCGCUCUUUGCAUAAAGUACGUAGUAUUGAUUUUCAAUGUCAUCCUAAAAAAGAUUUUGGUAUAUUAAAUGCGGUUUUAUCCUGUAGUAUUUGGUAAAUUACUCGCUCGGAAAUAUCAGUUUCUUUCCGAUAACUGUGGCAGUUUUCGAUGACGUUUCAGGUUGGUUGGACCCUGCCUCCAAAAUCUCACUUUUAUCAGUUGAUCUUGCGUUUCUUCGAUUUUGGUGCUGUUUUAUUUACCAUUAUCUCGUCUUCUAGUUCGAAUGUAUUAGCUAGUGGUGACUUUGAAUCAUUCAAUUUACUGGCUUUACGACCAGAAGCCUUAUUUCUUCUGCCUGGUAGGGUAUAGAUGGUGCGUCUUUUUUGCAGAUUUUUUAAUUUUCGGUUGACUGGUGUUACUGAUGUUCAAACUUUGGGUAUUCGUCCGAUUUUCAGCGUCAUUCUGAAAAAGACUUACGUAUAUUAAAUUCACUUUUUAUUCUAAAGUGGUUUAUAAAUUACUGGCUCGCAACAUUCACGGUUUUUCUUGGAUAGUCACAAAGCAAGUGGAUUUAUCGUAAAUGCUAUCAGGAUUCCCGGUCCUCUUUAAGAUAUCUGCAAUCUUUGUGCAACAACUGCCUGUGCGGUUGAUUAAUGUUUUAGUUAGACUUGAAAAAUGCACGUUGCCAAAACAGAUAACAGUAACGCGGUUAAAUUUUUAACAUGUUCUGAAAGCUGGAAUUCUUCUACCCUUUCACAAGGCAUUCUGACAUGUAGCUCAUAUCGCUUGAAUCUACAAAAAAUUUAAAGCCACAUAACUUAUUUAUCACGUUAAAAUGUUGCUUAGAAACUCACUUUCCACCACCACUGGCUCAGAUUCCUCAUCCAUUAUUUUUCUCAUACGGUUUGUAUAUGCUUCUUCUUCUCAGCUCUAGGUUUCAUCUUGUUGAAGGGCAUUUCUUGAAUCAACUUCUUGUUAGUUUACAGAUUCAAAGAAAGUAAACUGUCUCUGGAUAUGAACGUUUAUUAUAUAUAAGCUUAUUUUAUCAUAUCGAUUGUUUUUUUGUAUAUUUUUAUUAAUAUGAUCAAUGAUUAUGCAUUUAUAUUUAUCAUGUUGUGAUGGCGAGCGCUGCGAGGAGUCAGUAUACCUGAAAAUAUCGCGAUGAGUUCAGAACUGUUUCAAAAUAAAUAACAUUCCUACUCACCGA
Molecule: messenger RNA, 3469 nt
Organism: Dendroctonus ponderosae (mountain pine beetle)
Lineage: Eukaryota; Metazoa; Arthropoda; Insecta; Coleoptera; Curculionidae
Gene: Arp2
Product: actin-related protein 2
Exons: 8
Coding region: 200-1399 (399 amino acids)
Biological process (GO): Arp2/3 complex-mediated actin nucleation
Cellular component (GO): Arp2/3 protein complex; actin cortical patch
Molecular function (GO): actin filament binding
Source: RefSeq, a predicted model, not a curated record